Messenger RNA from Penicillium canariense, 978 nucleotides. Its product is annotated as putative S-adenosylmethionine-dependent methyltransferase. The coding region runs from base 1 to 978 and encodes 325 amino acids. Lineage: Eukaryota; Fungi; Ascomycota; Eurotiomycetes; Eurotiales; Aspergillaceae. Gene Ontology annotation, biological process: peptidyl-lysine monomethylation; peptidyl-lysine dimethylation. The transcript is spliced from 2 exons. Gene Ontology annotation, molecular function: protein-lysine N-methyltransferase activity. The record is from RefSeq and is a predicted model, not a curated record. Gene Ontology annotation, cellular component: cytoplasm.
AUGGCCGAGGACGCUCAUCCGACCUAUCUAUCGCCCAGCGAGCUGGGUACGAAGGACUACUGGGAAACCUACUACGCCCGCACCCUCGCGCACAUCUCGCACGCCGACACGACACCCGCAGAACCCGACCUCGCCGACUCCGACGCAGACUCCGACCUCAAUGAGGAGGAUGACCCCGGCACAUCAUGGUUCUCAGAGCACAACGCCCCGGAGAAAGUCCUGCGCUUCCUCACGCGGAAGACGUUCCCGCUCUCGCCGCGGAAUACCCGCCAGCGCGACGGGCAGCCGCGGAUUUUGGAUCUGGGGACUGGGAAUGGGAGUAUGCUUGCGCUGUUAAGGAAGAGGGGCCGUUUUGCGGGGAGCAUGGUUGGAGUGGAUUACUCGGCGCAGAGCGUGGAGUUGGCGCGGGAGUUGCAGAGGUCCCGUGGGCAUUCUGCGUAUCGGACGGACUCUGAGGAAGAAGAAGAAGAAGAGGAAGAGGAAGAGGAAGAGGAGGAGGAUGAGGAGGAGUCUGGUGCUGGUGCGACUGGGGUAGAUCCUGUUCCCAGCGCAGAGCCCAUUCGCUUUGAAGAGUGGGAUAUCCUCGGCUCGAAAGCCGUGCUUUCCGAGUCCGGCAUGAGCAGCGCGCCCGCGAGCACGGACGAGGCGCUCCCCUGGUUCCCGUAUGCGGACGGAGGCUUUGAUAUCGUUCUGGACAAGGGGACGUUCGAUGCUGUGUCGCUGGCGGACGAUGCGAAAGCGACGCGGGUCUGUAAGCGGUAUCCAGACAUUGCGCGGCGGUUGGUGCGGCGAGGUGGGUUCUUGAUUGUGACCAGUUGCAAUUGGACGGAGGAGGAGCUUGUUAAGUGGUUUGUGGGCGAGGAGGGGACGGAUCGGUUGGUUGUUUGGGGACGUGUUGAGUAUCCGCGGUUUCGGUUUGGGGGGCAGGAAGGGCAGGGGGUGUGUACGGUGUGCUUCCAGCGGGUUGGGGAGGUGUAA